Messenger RNA from Symbiodinium sp. CCMP2456, 1620 nucleotides. NCBI's taxonomy places the organism in Eukaryota, Dinophyceae, Suessiales, Symbiodiniaceae. The record is from the annotation of a GenBank genome assembly.
AUGUCUCGCGAACCCGCACAGUUGAGGUUGACAGGCCAAAGCACUUCGGGCGCAGUCCCUGCUGAGGCACAUGAAGCCACGAGCAACGAUGAGGCUGCAGGAGGUGAAAGUUGGGAUGGCAAGCAACCGUCCCCGACUCCAUCAUCCAAGGCACUGACGCCAAGUUCCAGGUUUCUCAAAAUGCAAUAUUCCAGGACUCUCAGCAGUGGGAACAAGAUGCCAUCGCCGUGGCAGCUACAACUGCGGAGAAUGCUCAAGUCCACGUAUUGGGAUCUCUUCACAGGCGUCACGAUUAUUAUCGACGUGGCCUUCACCUGCCUUGACAUUGACUUAAGGGCAGUGGGAGGUGUCGCGCCGGUGUGGUUAGAGGUCGGCUCCGGCCUUUGCCUCUGCAUAUACGCUUUGGAGCUUGGGGCCGUCUUUGUGGUGCGCCGAUGUGCAGUUCUAAAAGAACCCUGGACACUUCUGGACAUCAUCAUUGUUGGAUCCGGAGUUCUGCAGCUGACACUUAAGUUUGUCGGCCUGUCCUUAGACAGCGUGGCAGUGCUGCGACCGCUGCGCGUGGUCCGCAUCAUGAGGCUCUUCCGUCUCUUCCGCAAGUUUAGCAUGCUCAAAGAGCUUCGCAAGCUUAUCUCGAUGACAGCAUCCUGUUUCAAGACGCUUUGCUGGAGUUUCCUGUUCUGUUUUAUUGUGAUGACUUCCUGGGCCAUGCUGGCUGUGGAGAUGCUGCAGCCCGUUAUACCUUCUUUGGUGGAGGUUAUGAACGCCAACCUCUUGAUUUUCAAGACAGUUAUCGCCGGAGACAGCUGGGGUGAAGUGGCGGUACCGGUGAUACAGGAGUUUCCCCUGGCUAUUGUCAUUUUCAUGGGUUCGCACCUGACCAUUGUCUUUGGUGUCCUGAAUCUGGUGGUUGCUGUGGUGGUGGACACAUUCGCCGAGCAACGCACGAAGGAUGUGACGAACAUGGCAAUCGAGAUGGAGGAGAACGAAGAAGAAGAUUUGAGGACACUAGACAAGAUGUUUGCCGAGAUCGACGGUGACGGUGAUGGCGAGUUGACUCUUCAAGAGCUUGUAGACGGAGCUAGAAGAGUGCGAGAGUUCCAAAACCGACUUCGAGUCAUGGACAUAGAUCAGGCUGACUUGGAGCAGCUGUUCGGGAUGUUGGACCACGACGGCGGGGGCACCAUCGACCCUGAUGAGUUUAAGGUCACUCUGUCCCGGUGGGCUUUCGAAUCGAAGACGGCUACCCGCUUCGUGCGCUACACAUUGCAGCAACUCGUGGACAAUCACCAAACGGCGGCUCAAAAGCUAUCAACUAUGGAAGAGCGAUUGCAAUCUGCUGUCUCUGAAAAUCCACGUGGAGGCCCACCACCUCAAUGUAGCAAGCGUCGGCGGGCGAGAGGUCGUCACGGGUGCAGGCUUCUCACUUCUGCUCGCUACCAUUACAGGGAAUCUCUGGCGUUGCCUGCACAACGCAUUCCCAAGAUGGAGGCGCAUGCGUGGCCAGUUGCUGGCGACUGCUUCGGGCCUCGAUGUCAUCAGUCAGUGAAACCAGCACAUUUGGGAGAGGUACCGGCGUUCUGCAGCAACGACAGUGCUGCGCAGCCUAUCUGGUCUUAG